AUAACACUGUUUGCAAUAAACCUACAGUGGUUCUCAUUCCUCAUAUGGAUGCUCUUUUUGUAACAAAAUCUGCCAUUUCCAUGGUGUCUUAUUUUUCUUUUCAGACAGAAAAAUGACAAGUAUCUCUGCAGUAGUAGAAAUCUGUCCUUACUGUAAAAAGCCAUUUAAGCGUCUCAAAUCCCACUUGCCCCAUUGUAAGAUGGCAGGAGAUGCAUUGUCGGCUGUCAACUCCAGCGAAGUUUCUUCUGUCCCAGUGACUGGUAAUUCUGCCACACCUGAAUGUCUGAAUACUAAGAAGAAGGGGCAGAUCAAAAGUACAGAAAUGGCUUCCAAAAAAGAAAAUAAGAAAAUCAAACCUAAGCUGAUAAGGAAUGAAGGCAAAGUAAAAUCAAAUUCUGUAGAACCAAUUGAAAUGGCUGGAUUAGCACCUGUCAGCAAUCAGCUUACACCAAGGCCAGAUGAAGAUAUACAACAGCGAAUUAAACACUCCGCUGAAAAGUCACAGAAAAGAGAAAAUGGCACACCAAGAGCCCCAGGAGAAGACCUAGCACAUGCACAGGAAGCAGAGAUAGUACUUUCAAAAACAACGCUUUCAAAAAAGCCCCCCAGAGUACAGAAAAGCAGAAGUAAAAUUACCUCUGAUGAAGAGAAAAGUGUGUCUGGUAUCAUUCAAGAACCAUUGACUCAGACCGGUAAAUCCACUUCCAAAUAUCCUGGACAGCUAAUUAAAGAGACAUCUGCAAAACAGGGACAACCUAAGGAAGGAUCUGCAAAGCAGAGUGUAUCUGCAUGGGUGGAUUCCUCCAUGGAUGAUCUUCAAGCCAUUCCUCAGGGAGUUAAUGACAAAGUAGAACUAGUGAUUGAUAAUCAUCAUGUGAGAGUACUGAGGAAGAGAUGUGAUACUUCUGUUCAGAAUAGCCCAUUAAAUAAAGGUGCCAUUGGCAACAACAAGAUGGGACACCAGCCUGUGGAAUCAUUCUCAGCCAGUGCUGAGAUCCCAUUGGCCACUGAGAAGCCAAUUAUCACGGGAAAAGAGAACAGAAAGAGAGUUUUAGGUCUUGAGCUUGAAGGGGACACUUUGAAUGGAGAGACAGGAAAUGCUGUGAGUACAUUUAAAGAUUCUGAUGACCGUUUUCUGAACAGCCACAGAACGGUUGCUGAUGUUCCUGUUCAGCUGGCUUCAGGAGUAAAAAGUAUGAUGGAUGAAAAUCAGUCAUCAGUAAUUUCUCAUAAAGAGUCUCUGGUUUAUCACAAUCCCAAAUUGAAUCCCUACCUCACAUUUACAGAAACUCUUCAAAUAAGAGGUAAUGAUGACAUAUCUAACUGCUACCUAACUUCUUUAGAAAAGGAUAUUACUUUAGAUUCUGGGACCUUUGGGAUAACCAGAGGCAACAGCUCAGGGUUAUCUUUGAAACCACCCUCAGUUCAUAUGUUAGAAAUGACUGCUGCCCAAAGGUCAUCAUCUCCCAAGAGAGGCUUACCGCCAGGUUCUUUGGGACUGGAGUGGUUUCCAGAACUGUAUCCUAAUUAUCAGAGCGUAUUUUCGAGGAAGCAGAACCAGUGGGACACCAGAAUCUCAAAAACCGAAGUUACCAUUCUCCCUCAUGAAGGGGAGGGCAUUCCGCUGGCAGAAAGGUCCUUGAUGGAUGCAAAGCUUCGAGAUUUGCCUGCUUGGCUGGCUACUUGCAAGCCAUUUCCCCGGGGCAUGCUGAGAGCAACAUGCAGAGCCUGGAAUGGAUAUUACAACCGAUACAUCAAUGUGAAAAAGGGUGGAGUGGCUGGGAUCUCUAUGCUACUGCUCGGCUACUGUGUCCUCAGCUAUGCUUGGAGCUACAAACACAUUAAACAGAAUCGCUGGCGCAAAUACCACUGAUGAGGGUGAAAGAAUGCGAGGCAGAAGGCAUGGUU
Messenger RNA from Euleptes europaea (tarantolino), 1908 nucleotides. RefSeq names its product chromosome 1 C17orf80 homolog (gene MTNAP1). Lineage: Eukaryota; Metazoa; Chordata; Lepidosauria; Squamata; Sphaerodactylidae. The coding region runs from base 113 to 1873 and encodes 586 amino acids. The record is from RefSeq and is a predicted model, not a curated record. The transcript is spliced from 5 exons.